This is a messenger RNA of Fragaria vesca subsp. vesca, 1100 nucleotides long. RefSeq names its product vacuolar iron transporter 1-like. The transcript has 4 exons. Lineage: Eukaryota; Viridiplantae; Streptophyta; Magnoliopsida; Rosales; Rosaceae. The coding region runs from base 166 to 912 and encodes 248 amino acids. Gene Ontology annotation, cellular component: vacuolar membrane. Gene Ontology annotation, molecular function: manganese ion transmembrane transporter activity; iron ion transmembrane transporter activity. Gene Ontology annotation, biological process: intracellular manganese ion homeostasis. The record is from RefSeq and is a predicted model, not a curated record.
CUUUUCUCUCUAAUCUGAAUCUGGAACCGAUUUUGAUAUUACGGUUUUACCCCACCUCCUCCGUCCUAUAUAAAUCCUACCCUUUUUCGACAAUAAGCUCAUCAUCUCAGACACCAUAGAAUAAUUCAAUUUCAUUCAGAGUAUAGUUUAACUUGGUUUAUUGAUAUGGGGCAAGAAAAUGGCUACGGUGACUUGGAGAAGCAGAUGCUGGUUCUUCACGACCACGAAGAGAAGCACUUCAGGUCCAGUGAGAUUGUCCGUGACGUCAUUCUCGGCGUUUCCGACGGUCUCACUGUCCCUUUUGCCCUCGCCGCAGGGUUGUCCGGCGCUGACGUCAGCUCCUCCAUUAUCCUCGUUGCCGGCAUUGCUGAGGUUGCCGCCGGUGCCAUCUCCAUGGGACUUGGCGGGUACCUUGCGGCCAAGAGUGAAGAAGAUCAUUACAAGAAAGAACUAAAGCGGGAGCAAGAUGAGAUCAUCGCCGUCCCUGAUAUAGAGGCUGCUGAGGUUGCAGAAAUAUUGUCACAGUAUGGAGUCGAGGCACAUGAAUACGGGCCUGUGGUUAACGCCCUAAGAAGGAACCCACAAGCCUGGCUUGAUUUCAUGAUGAAAUUUGAGCUAGGACUCGACAAGCCGGACCCAAUGAGAGCACUGCAGAGUGCAAUGACAAUAGCCUUUUCAUACGUAUGUGGUGGACUGGUGCCUCUCCUUCCCUACAUGCUCAUUCCAAUUGCCACAAAGGCCGUGCUUGCAUCUGUGGUUGUCACCAUAGUCGCAUUGCUGAUCUUCGGCUUUGCAAAGGGUCACUUCACCGGAACUCAACCUUUCAAGAGCGCUUUCCAAACCGCCUUGAUCGGAGCCAUCGCCUCCGCCGCAGCUUACUCCAUUGCUAAGCUCUUCCAAUCCUACCACUAAUCAAUUGCAAUCACCAGUUUAGUUAUGUGCGCGUCUGCUCCUAAGUAUAUUAAUUUGGUCUAUGCCAUUUCUUUACUUGUCGUACUGGUUACAUGCUGUUAGUCCCUCUACGCUUACCAAAAAAAAAAAAAAAAAAACAUGCUUUGCUCGUUUGCUUCUACAUCUUGGCUUUGUACCUAGCUAGUAUG